AUGGCCGCACCGAAUUCUUUUAAUCAUCCGUAUGGUGUGUCGGCAGCCGCCGCUGCCACUGCUGCCUCAACAAACGCAACAAUACCACCCAUUGAAGGUGCCAAGCAAAAAGGAGGUGCAUCCACUAUUCGACGUCUGGAUUCUGCUGCGCCGAAUAAACGCAUUAUGCCCGCAAAUCAAUAUAAUUCUCAAAAUCAACAGCAAUCACAACGUGAAGAAAACGCUUCACCGAAGCGCUCUAUGCAGGUGGCUCAACGGCAACAACAACAAUAUAGUGACGUUAUACAGAAUGAGGAUAAUUUGGAGUAUUUCAUCAAGUUUCCCACACCAAAUUAUCGCAGCGAUGCAAUGGAUACGGGCGAUUCGGACUUUGUAUUUGUAUACAAUGAUUCAAAUGUUCCUAUUGUCAUGUUGCUCGGUUGGGCCGGCUGCCAGGAUCGUUACCUAAUGAAAUAUUCGAAGAUAUAUGAAGACCGUGGCUUAAUUACCGUUCGUUAUACGGCUCCGGUGGAUACACUUUUUUGGAAGCGCACCGCAAUGAUUCCUAUUGGUGAAAAAAUACUGAAACUAAUGUAUGACAUGAAUUUCGAUUCACAUCCGGUGAUUGUGCAUAUUUUCUCGAAUGGCGGCGCUUACCUGUAUCAACACAUAUCGUUAGCAAUGCGUAAACAUAAGACGCCCAUACAAAUACGUGGCAUGAUUUUUGAUUCUGCACCUGGUGAGCGUCGCAUUUUGGGUUUAUAUCGUGCUGUGACAGCUAUUUAUGGAAAAGAGCGGAAGAAAUGCCAUUCUGUAACAGCACUAAUUAUAACUUUGACUUUAAGCAUUAUGUGGUUUGUUGAGGAAACCUUUGCCGCUUUUAAAAGCUUGUUUUUCAAAUCUGAACCGGUACAAACAAAUCCCUUUAGCGAUUUGAAAAACGAGGCCACACAGUUCCCACAAUUGUUCGUGUAUUCGAAGGGAGACGUAGUGAUUCCUUAUCAGGACAUAGAAAAAUUCAUUAAAAUUCGACAAGAGCGGGGUGUGGAUGUAUCAGCUGCAUGUUUUGAAGAUGCCGAACAUGUAAAAAUUUAUACAAAAUAUCCGUCACAGUACAUUCAUUGCGUAUGCUCAUUUAUCAAUAAUUGUUUAUCACGGCCUUAUAAGGGCGGUAAUGGUUUGGAGACGGUCACUGACAGUGGCUCGCCAACCAGUUCGAUUCGUUCUAUACUGGGUGCUAAUUCCUCUAAAUAUGAUUAAAGAAAAUAUUAUAUGAACCGUUGUUUUUACGCGGAUAAAUUACUUAAUUUCAACUAUUUAGUUAUCACGAGUGUGAAGUAUUGAUCGAAAGUAGUAUCUGCAAGGAUGAAGUAUGUGUGAGCCGCUUACAUACUUUUGCAAUAUUUUAAUAUUGUAAGUGCACAAUAAAAAAUAAAUAAUCUGCGUUACUACCUAUAAUUUUACUAUAUGAUUAUUUAAAGCAAAAAGCAAAAAUAUAGCUUUAUUACUUUUUGAUCACAAAAAUAUUAUAGUUUAUGUAGUAAACUUUUAAAAUGUGAUACUAUAGGCGAAAACAAAAACAAAUUAUAGAUUUGACACUUGUAUGAGUGGAUUUCAAAUCUUUUAUUCAAACACAUAUAAUUAAAUAUUUUCCUAUUUAAUAUAAAUACUUACUUGCUUACUUACUGAUCAAAAGUUAUGUAAAUGGCUUUAAGUAGUGAAUGAAUUUAAAUAAAUGCCUGUUCCGCAGGAAAAAUUUUAGAGUGAA
Bactrocera neohumeralis is the source of this 1747-nucleotide messenger RNA. RefSeq names its product transmembrane protein 53. The transcript is spliced from 4 exons. Bases 1 to 1239 code for a protein of 412 amino acids. The record is from RefSeq and is a predicted model, not a curated record. NCBI's taxonomy places the organism in Eukaryota, Metazoa, Arthropoda, Insecta, Diptera, Tephritidae.